AUGGGGGUAUGCAAAAAAAAACAGCAAAAUGCUGGAUCGAAUGAAGAUCAAUUAUUAUUUAAAACCUGUACUGAAUCAACUGAAUAUCUUCAUCUAUAUUUUAAAGAAUUAAAGAACCACUUAAUUAAGUUUAAACAAAUUGAAGAAUUAUACAAUUUUUGUUAUUUAAAUUUAGGAGACAUAACAUGUCCUAUAAAUUCAAGAAUAACUUCACUCAAGGCAGUCAAUUUAUCUCUAGUUAUAGAACCUAAAAAUAUUCAGCAUCUGAUUAAUAGUGAAAUAGUUGAAUAUGCAUAUAAACUUUUAAAAAGAAAUAAAGAAGGUGCAAAUACAAAAAAAUCGUUAUCAUAUUUUGGUAAGGGAUCAUAUGAAGAUAUAUAUGCUUUAGUAUUAGAAGCAAAUUAUUUAUUUAAAACCAUUAAACUUAUAAAAAUAAUAAAAAAUUCAAAAGAAUAUAAAUUUAUUGAUAAUAUAUUUAAAAAAAUCCGAGAUAAUAAAAUCGAUUUGUUGGAUCAGGAUAAUUUUUGUAAUACAGAAUUAUUAAAUGAUAUAAAAAAAUUAAAAAACAAAUUAUUAGAUGCUUUAGAUCAAGAAUUUAUAGAUAACAUAAAAAUAAGUGAUUUACAUUCUGAAUACAUAAGAUUAAUUAGCAACGCUAAAGAUAAUGCUAUUAACUUUUUGUACAACGGAUUGUAUAGUAUUUAUUGCAAGACUGUUGAUGAAAUUGAAGAUGAAAAUUUAAAUAUACGACUUGAAUCAUACUUUUCUAGUAUAAACAUUAAAUCAAAUAAAAAUAUAAAUUUUGAUUGGGAUGACAAAAAAGUGAAACAUCAGCUUAAAGGAAAUUUAGAUGGAUCGAAUAAUUAUAAUUUAUCAAACUCAAUAUUAAACCAAACAAAUUUGAAUACAAGUAAUGAUAAUCUAUUAGAUAGCAAAAAUAACAAUGUUAUAGAACAAAAUAUAACAAAAAGUAAUAUGCCUGAAAAAAAUGAUUCCAAAAAAAAAAAUAGAGAGACAAAUAAAGCGGUUUCCUUUAAUAUAACAAAUAAUAAUAUAGACGAUUUUCAUGAAAAUAAAGAUACAAUUAAUAAAGAAGGGGGGGGAGAAGCGCCUGCCAAUAAUAUGUUUAAUUAUGCAGAAAAUAAAAUAAUGAAGACUUUGAAUGAAUCACAAAACGAGUUUGAUAUAAACAGUAUAGAUGAGUGGAGUAAAUUGAAAGAAUUUAAAGAUAGAGGAAACAACGGGAAUGAAAAUGUAUGGAACUGUGUUAUAAAAAAAAGUAAUUUUUAUGAAACUAAAGAAGAUUAUGUAAAUUAUAAUAAAUUUUUCCAAGAAAAAGAAAAUGGGUUGAAAGAACAUACAUUUGGAGAUUUAUUAGGAAUGAAUAAUUAUAUCGAUUCAAAAAAUGGAAAUAAAAAUAAUGAACAUUAUGGAUUAAAUAAAAAAAAUAAUUAUGAGGAACAUAAUAAUUUAAUUAAUGACAAAUUUACAAAAAACAUUUCUUCUAAUAAUACUAUAAUAAAAACUCAUAAUAAUAAUAAUUUGGAUAAUGACUCACAUGUUAAAAGUAAGGAAAAUAUAAUAAAUUAUGAUCCUAAAAAAAAACAAAAUAUAUCAACAUCAUCAAACAAUAAUAGCAACAUAAGUUAUUUUAACAAAUAUUUCACACAAUAUGAUAAUAUAUUCAAUGUACAAGAAGCCAUUUUAAGAAAUAAAUCUCUGUUGUAUUCGGAUGACAAUUUAGAGAUAUUCAUGGAUCAAAACUAUUACGAUGUAAAGGGGCUUAUAAAAUUUUUUUUCAAAAACAAACGUCAAAUCAACUUUUAUGAUUUGGAUAUGCAAAUAUCCAAUAAAAUAUUAUUUCCUUUGAAAUUUAAAUUUGCUCCACAUGAAAAAUUAUUAUCGGCACACUCUACGAAAUGCUAUGAAAUGGCUGUGAAAUGUUCGAGGGUAUACAACGGAUUUCCAUUAAUUAAAAUAUCAUACAGAAUGCAAGAUAUGUUAAGAAAGAACAUCGAAAUCAGAUUGCCCAUAGCAAUAAAUAAAUUUAUGAAAAAAACCAAAAUAACACGAGAAAUUUUUGACAAAUUUUGGAACAAUGAAAAUUUUAAUACAAAUAAAGAAGAGAAAAUAAUUACUAAAGAUGAUAAUAUUAAUAAUAAUACGUUAAUAGAAAGAGCAUGUUUAGGGGAAGCACUAAAUCUAUGUUAUAUAGAAGAUAAAAUUUGUUUAUGUGGGUGCUAUUCUGACAAUUCUAGUGCCAUGGAAAAUUAUUUUGUACUUGUAGGAGUUGAAGUGAUGAAAAGAAAAAUAAAAAUUAUUUGUAAAUCAAAUAAUUCUACCUUAUCUUCAGCUAUAUUAUUUUUAAUUAUAUUAAUGCUUAAGAAUCAUUGA
Messenger RNA from Plasmodium berghei ANKA, 2394 nucleotides. RefSeq names its product clathrin adaptor domain-containing protein, putative. The coding region runs from base 1 to 2394 and encodes 797 amino acids. The transcript has 11 exons. The record is from RefSeq and is a predicted model, not a curated record. Lineage: Eukaryota; Apicomplexa; Aconoidasida; Haemosporida; Plasmodiidae.